Molecule: messenger RNA, 798 nt
Organism: Dioscorea cayenensis subsp. rotundata (Guinea yam)
Lineage: Eukaryota; Viridiplantae; Streptophyta; Magnoliopsida; Dioscoreales; Dioscoreaceae
Exons: 3
Coding region: 125-463 (112 amino acids)
Biological process (GO): translation
Cellular component (GO): large ribosomal subunit; mitochondrion
Molecular function (GO): structural constituent of ribosome
Source: RefSeq, a predicted model, not a curated record
CCGACCCGAUAACAAAUCGUGUUUUCCCUUCGCUUCGUUCUCAGUUCUCUCUUGCUUCUCGUCGUCGUCGGCGGCGGUCUAGGGUUUCAAGCUCCGGCGAGCGGAGGAUCGGAGAAGAGUGAGGAUGGCCGGAAGCGCGUUCAAUGCCUUCAAAGCUUGCGUCCCGAUCCAAUGGAGCCCCAGGCUGUACAUCACGCUGGUGCGUGGUCUCCCCGGCACUCGCAAGCUCCAUCGCCGCACUCUCUACGCCAUGCGCCUCCGCCGAUGCCACCGCACUGUAGUUCACCGCACCACCCCCUCGCUCGUCGGCAUGCUCAAUCAGGUGAAGAGGUUGGUUGUGGUGGAGACGGAGGCCAUGUUUAAUGCUCGGAAACAGAAGGAGGAGGAGCACAGGGCGUUGCGCCCUCCCAUUGUUGUCAGCCAUGCUCCACCUCCGGCUCCUGCUCAGCAACCUGCGCAGUAAACAGAAAUGGGCUUGAUGAUGCUUGAGCAUAAAUUAUGGUCAAAUUCUUCAUCGGAUGAUAUGAUCAAUUGUGGAGCUGUGUUAGUUUUGUCCGAAUCAGAAGCAGGAUUACAAGUACUGUACAAUUAAUCCAUAUCUAUGUUAAAAUUUUCUCUCUGCUUAGUUUUCUACUUGAAAGGAGAAAUAAUAAGCUUUUAAUCAAUCGGCAACUUUAGAAUCUUGAUAUUAUGUUUGACCUAGUCGCAAUGUUCUUUCAGCGAGAGACCAAUUAGGACUAGUGGAGUAACUAUGUUGUUUGAAAACCUAGCAUCCUUUAUCUAAAUUCUCAUCUUAAC